Sphaerulina musiva SO2202 is the source of this 153-nucleotide messenger RNA. RefSeq lists its product as uncharacterized. Lineage: Eukaryota; Fungi; Ascomycota; Dothideomycetes; Mycosphaerellales; Mycosphaerellaceae. The record is from RefSeq and is a predicted model, not a curated record. The transcript has 2 exons. Gene Ontology annotation, cellular component: mitochondrial inner membrane. The annotation marks the transcript as partial.
CACGGCGGUCAUCCCAUUCACAUCCACCCCGCGCGCCCGUUAUACAGAUUUGCAGCCGUAGGGCUAGGAGCAUCCAUGUGGUUCUUUUUGUUCUACCGCGCGAGAUAUGAUCUUCCUGUACUCCUUGGCAUGAGACAUCCAUGGGACCACUGA